This is a messenger RNA of Eurytemora carolleeae, 3743 nucleotides long. RefSeq lists its product as uncharacterized. The transcript has 23 exons. Lineage: Eukaryota; Metazoa; Arthropoda; Copepoda; Calanoida; Temoridae. Gene Ontology annotation, molecular function: protein binding. The record is from RefSeq and is a predicted model, not a curated record. The coding region runs from base 1 to 2454 and encodes 817 amino acids.
AUGGUGGAAUUUGAAGAGGGGGGACACCAUGAUGAGGAUGGUGGACACCAUGAUGAGGAUGGGGGACACCAUGAUGAGGAUGGGGGACACCAUGAUGAGGAUGGGGGACACCAUGAUGAGGAUGGGGGACACCAUGAUGAGGAUGGGGGACACCAGGAUGAGGAUGGGGGACACCAGGAUGAGGAUGGGGGACACCAGGAUGAGGAUGGGGGACACAAGGAUGAGGAUGGGGGACACCAUGAUGAGGAUGGGGGACACCAUGAUGAGGAUGGGGGACACCAUGAUGAGGAUGGGGGACACCAUGAUGAGGAUGGGGGACACCAUGAUGAGGAUGGGGGACACCAUGAUGAGGAUGGGGGACACAAGGAUGAGGAUGGGAGACACCAGGAUAAGGAUGGGGGACGCAAGGAUGAGGGUUGGGGACACCAUGAUGAGAAUGGGGGACACCAAGAUGAGGAUGGGGGACACCAGGAUGAGCAUGGGGGACACCAGGAUGAGGAUGGGGAAAAAUUAGAACUUGAAGAACGGGGGGAAAAUGAAGAAGACAACUAUGAAAGAGUAAGAAGAAUGGAAUUGCUUUUAAAGAUAAAGAAGAGAAAGAUGCUUGGAAAUAAAGCUCGGAAAGCAAAGGAAAAUAUGACUCCAAAACUACUAGACACAGAUAUAAUUAUAAAAGAAAAUACAAAUAUUAAACAGAUGGAAAAAGAAACGGAGGAAAGCAUACCGAAUAAUGAAGAACCAGGAAAAGAAAAGAAAGAGGAUGAGAACGAAAAAGGAAAGAAAGUAGAAAAUAUAUUAAUGGAUGAAGGGAAAGAGAUAAACCAUUCAAUCAAGUUUAACAGUUUUUCAUUCAAGAACAGGGAGAAAAUAAGGAAUAAGAGAGAAAUUAAGAAAAUCAAGGAAUCAGAAACUGUUAAUGAAGAUACUGAACUGCUAUGCAGCUCUGCAGGAACUUUGGAAACCUUACAAUGCUUCUACUGCGGUGUGCAUGUACCUCCUAGUUCUGCUUGUACCUGGUGUAAGAAUGUAUAUUUUUGCUCCAAGGAACAUGCAGAAAUACAUCGGCCCCAGGAAUACUGUUUUCCAUUUAUAGUAAAGCGAGAUCCUAAAGUCGGCAGAUACUGUAUUGCAAGUCGAAGUAUCUCCCCCUGCGAAUUAAUCCUUAGGGAGGAUGCAGCAGCUGCAGGCCCUUACGCCAAGAGUAAACCAGUUUGUCUUCAGUGCUUCAAAAAGAUUGAUGGGAGUUAUGUAUGCCCGCGAUGCAAGUAUCCAGUGUGUAAUCUAGACUGCUCUAAAGGAAACCUGCAUGAACAGGAGUGCAAUUUCUUUGUUGAAAAGAAUUAUCAAUGUUCUAUUAAAUGUUUCAAUAAACCAAAUAGUAACUAUGCCUGCAUAACUCCACUAAGGAUGUUAUUGAAAAAGAGGAGUGAUCCAAAAACCUUUGACAGAAUAAACUUCUUGAUGGACCAUGUAGAGGAGAGAACAGCGACCCAAUCCAAUAUCAACAUGAUGUAUCUUAAAGUUGUGACGUUUCUCAAAAAAACUUGUGAUACACCAGAGUUCGAUGAGACUGAAAUAUCCAGAACAAUUGGAAUUCUUAGAACUAAUGGAAUGAAAUUAGAACAGGUUGGAUCAUGUGAAUGUGCUGGAGUAGCCCUGUAUCCUAUUUAUUGUCUUCUAAACCACGCUUGCUACAAUAAUACUAAUUAUACUAAAUAUCCAGAUCUCCAUCUAGAGCUUAGAGCCCAGACUGGUAUUAAAGCAGGAGAAGAGAUUACAACAAGAUAUGUUAGUUCUACCCUGGGAAACUACAGACGACAGAGGGAUAUCCAAAAAUACUGGUUUUUUGACUGCCAAUGUAAACGAUGUCGAGAUGUGACUGAACUGGGAACACACAUGUCGUCAAUUAGAUGUAAUAUUUGUAGCGGCGGAUUUCUCUCUCCAGAACAUAGUUUUCUUGAUGAUUCCCCCUGGUGUUGUGAUUCCUGCACUAAUAAAUGGGAUAAAAACAAAGUAACGGAAUUGAUGGAUACAUUGGAAGAGGACAAUCAAAAUCUCGAUACUUCCAGAGUAGAGGACUUGGAAGAAGCAGUGUUCAAGUACGGAGAGCAGACCCAGUUACAUCAAAACCAUUAUUUAGUGGUUGAGCUGUGUCACACUUUAAUUCAUAGAUAUGCUGCACUCUCUACUAUCAGGAAGCUCUCAAGACCUGAGGAAGAGAGAAAAAUUCAACUUUGUUUCCAUGUACUUAAUGUACUUUCUAAAGUUGAUCCAGGAUUUACAAAAUGGCGGGGUAAUGUACUUCAGGAACUGGUUAGUUCACUGAUGACAAUCUCCAAACAGGAUUUGAAGGCGAAUAUUAUAACUGAAGAAAUGUUCAAGAAACGACUUUACUACGGUAUGGUUUCUUUAUCUCAGGCACGGAAAUGUCAGUUUGCCGGCUUCUCUAGCUGAACCUGUUACAGUUAUUCUUACAGUGAUAUCCAGAAUACAAUGGACUAGGAAGGAAGACAAUAUUAUAGCAAUACUUUUAGUGUAUUUGAUGUUGUUACACAGCAAACAGUUUUUACUAGACAGUAAUGAAUCACUAAAUGAUGAAAUGUGUCUGUUUAUACUGCACAAUUAAUAUGUCCUCUUCUCAGUGCUCAUUGGAUUUUUUAAAGUUAAACUUUAUUCUAAAAGUAUUUUUCCUAUUUUAGAAUUUUCUGAUUAUCACUGUAGUGAACACUAUAACAUAUACAAUUACAUGCAGUGUACAAGCUAAAAACUGCACCCAGCCCUGCAGUUUCGAAAAUUCUAACCAAGCAAAACCUAUUUAGUCAAAAAUUAUAGGAUUAAUGUUACAUCAAAAUAACGCGUAUUUAUUAUUGCAUAUAUUAUGCACUGUAUGCAAAAGUUCCUUAUCUUUAAUAACAUUUAUUUUUUAACCAUCACGUCAUAGAUUAAUAUAUUUCAACCCCUAAUAUUAAUGUGUUAUCUAAAAUAAAUAUUUUUUUUUUAAAUAAAACAAAUGAAAAAAACCUGAUUUGUUGACAUUUGUCAAGAGAAGUAAAACUAAGCUGCAUUAAUGAGCUGCGACAUUUUUAUAAUAAUAUUUUGUACAAGACAUAUCUAAUGUGUUUGUUUUUAUAAUAAUAUUUGGUACAAGACAUAUCUAAUGUGUUUGUUUUUAUAAUAACAUUUGGUACAAGACAUAUCUAAUGUGUUUGUUUUUAUAAUAAUGUUUUGUACAAGACAUAUCUAAUGUGUUUGUUUUUCGUGAGAAAGUGUGCUUUUUAAACAGCACAAUAUUAGUUUCUACAAAUAAGCGAAGCCUAUGUAAUAUGUAAAAGAAAAAAGAUACCGAAAAAAGCUAGUUUUUCAUUGGUUCCCUUAGAAUACAGUGAUAACCAGAAAACAAUAGAAUAGAAAGACUACAUUUAGCAGUUAUAGAGCGUUUUGAUGUUGUUACAUAGUAAAUAUUUUUAAUUACUAGUAACUUAGCAAAGCACAAUUUAAGUGAAAAGGGUCUUUUUACUCUGUACAACUGCUUUGUCUAAUGUUCAUAGAUCUUGUUUAAGUCCUAACUUGAGUUUAAAAUUCGUCUUCCCUUUUCAGAUUUGUCUGGUUAUUACUGUUUGAUUGAGGAUUUUUCGCAUGACCCAUAAAAACUGUUUUAGAAAUCCCUCACCCAUCAUAUUUUUCUUGAUUCUAUUAUUUUGAAAGUCAUAAUUAUUCGUUUUAUAAAGCAUGGUAAAUCUCAA